AGUGUUGAGAGAGCUGUGGUGGGGAGAGGAGGUGACGGUCCGCCCCUCUCCACUCUGACUGGAUUACUGAAGUACCAAUUUGUGAUGCUGCCCGCGGCCUGAGCGUGUGCUGAGCGGUGCUGAGGAGGAGCCAUGUGGGUGCUGAGGCCUGUGGCGGUGGUGCUGGUCUGGUUGUGGGUCGCAGAGGGCAGCAAAUUCAGCAUAGAAGAGAUACAGACGCGGAGAUUUCUUAACAAAAUUUCAGACGAUAUUUACCUGGAUCCGUGUAAAGCAGAUGGGUUCAUUAACGACAUCGCGCUGCCCGUGGAGGCCUACGAGAGGGAGCUGGAGGCGCAGAGGGCGGCGGGGGGGAUAGGCCUACCGCCCCCCUCCCCCUCCCCCCCUUCCUCCCCCCCCGCCAACACCACCCACCCCCCUCGCGACCCCCCCAGGCAGAGGAGAAAAAACCUGGCGGAGAGGAGACGGAAAAGGAGAAGGGAACAGCACAAGAAACACAGGAAGAGGAUGAGGGAGGGGAAGAGGAAGAGGAAGAAGGGAGGAGGUAGAGGAAGAGGAAAAGGAGGAGGAAGAGGAGGGCUGCGUGCUGGGGUGGGAGAGGCCGGAAGAAGAGCAGUAAGAAGAGCAAGAGCGAGAGGAAACAUGGAAGAGAGGAAGAGGCUGCGGGCGAGGGCGAGGAGAGCGGCAACGGCGAGGAAGGAGCGGGUGUGGGACUUCGGUGUCAUCCCUUACACCAUCGACUCCAACUUCACUGGCGCGGACAAGGGUCUCUUCAAGCGGGCCAUGCGACACUGGGAGAACCACACUUGUAUCCGCUUCGUGGAGAAGACGGACGAGCACCCAAACUACAUCAUCUUCACCCAGCGAGAGUGUGGGUGCUGCUCGUUCGUGGGGAAGCGAGGCAACGGUCCCCAGGCGCUGAGCAUCGGGAAGAACUGCGACAAAUUCGGCAUCGUGGUCCAUGAGCUCGGGCACGUGGUGGGCUUCUGGCACGAGCACACGAGGCCGGACAGGGACAACCACGUGGUCAUCAUUCGGGAGCACAUACAGACGGGCCAAGAUUACAACUUCAACAAGCUGACAGCGGAGGAGGUGAACUCUCUGGGUCUUCGCUACGACUUCAACUCCAUCAUGCACUACGCGAGGGCCACUUUUGCGAGGGCCACGUACUUGGACACCAUACGGCCGCGCCCUGAGCCCCACCAGGAGACGCUGCCGGAGAUCGGUCAGCGCAUCCGUCUGUCGGAGGGGGACAUCGCACAGACCAACCUCCUCUACAAGUGUCCGCAGUGCGGGCGGACCUACCAGGAGAGCUCGGCGGUGUUCAGCUCCCCGUCGUACCUGAACGCGUCGCCCCCACCCGGCGGGGAGAAGUGUGAGUGGCGCAUCACGGCCACGCACGGGGAGAGGAUCGUGCUGAAUGUGACCUCCAUGGACAUCUUCAAGAGCGACGGGUGCACCAGCGACUACCUCGAAGUGCGGGACGGCUACUGGCACAAGAGCCCCUCGCUGGGUCGGUUCUGCGGGGGUUUGCGUCUCCCCAAGAGGAUCGUGUCCACGGGUAGUCGCAUGCUGGUUACCUACGUUACGUCCGUCAGCCAGAAGGGACACCGGGGCUUCACUGCCAAUUACGAAGCGGUGUGCGGGGGUGACCUCAGCAUGGAGCAGGGCCACCUGGAGAGCCCCAACUACCCCGACGACUACGGGUCCAACAAGGAGUGUGUGUGGCGCAUCACCGUGCCCGAGGGUCACCAGGUAGCGCUGCGCUUCCACUCCUUCGAGAUCGAAGAGCACGAUGACUGUGUUUACGACUACCUGGACAUUCGCGACGGACAUGAGGAAAACGCGACGCUGAUCGGUGUGUUCUGCGGCUACAAGACGCCCGAGGAUAUCAAGUCCAUGUCCAACAAGAUGAGGAUCAAGUUUGUGACGGACGGAUCGGUGCAGAAAGCCGGGUUCUCCGCCACGUUCUUGAAAGAGUAUGAUGAGUGCUCCGGGACAGACCACGGGUGUGAGCAGAACUGCGUCAACCAGCUGGGCGGAUAUGAGUGCCGCUGCCGCAUUGGAUUUGAACUGCACAGCGACGGGAAGAGGUGUGAGGAUGCGUGUGGAGGCAGGAUCGACCAGCCUAACGGGACCAUCACCUCCCCGUCCUUCCCCGACUUCUAUCCCGUCAACAAGAACUGCAUCUGGGAGAUCAUCGCCCCGCCCCAGUACAGGAUCACACUCAACUUCACCCACUUCGACCUGGAGGGGAACAAUCAAGAUUGUGAGUACGACAGCGUGGACAUCCGCAGCAAGAUGGGGGCGAUGGAGAUGCGCAAGCAUGGUGUGUUCUGCGGCCAGUCGCUGCCGUAUGUCCUCACCUCCGAAGGGAACAGCCUCAGGAUAGAGUUCAAUUCGGACAACUCGGUGCAGAAGAGCGGAUUUGCGGCGGUCUUCUUUACUGACAAGGACGAGUGUGCCAUCGACAACGGGGGCUGCCAACACGUCUGCAAGAACACCAUCGGCUCCUACGUCUGCUCCUGCUCCAACGGCUUCACGCUGCACGAGAACGGACACGACUGCAAGGAGGGCGGAUGCAAGCACGAAAUAACCUCGCCAGUCGGGGAAAUAUUCAGUCCCAAUUAUCCCGACUACUACCCAAGCCGCAAGGAGUGUGUGUGGCAGUUCACAACCACGCCAGGACAUCGGAUUAAGCUGGUGUUUGACGAGUUUGAGAUGGAGCCCCACCAGGAGUGCACCUACGACCACAUCGCCCUGUACGACGGCACCACCUCAGAGUCCGGCUUCCUGGGGCGCUACUGUGGGGCCAAGGUGCCGCACCCUAUAGUGGCGUACAACAACCAGAUGUUCAUGGUCUUCAAGUCGGACUCCUCGGUGCAGCGGAAAGGCUUCAGGGCGAGGCAUACUACAGUCUGUGGCGGGGGUCUGAAGGCCACCAGCCGCGUCAAGCACAUGUACUCCCACGCCAAGUACGGGGACCAGAACUACGACAACAAGGAGGACUGCGACUGGAUCAUACAGGUGUCGCCCGGGGAGAACGUGCACCUCACCUUCCUCACCUUCGAGCUGGAGGACGAACAUGACUGCGGCUACGACUACGUGGAGGUGUUCUCUGGCUACAGCGACUCAGGGCCCUCCUACGGGAAGUUCUGCGGGAAUACGAUUCCACAAGAGAUCGUGUCCAUCAACGACGCCCUCCUGGUCCGCUUCCGCUCCGACGACACCAUCAACACCAAGGGCUUCUCGGCGGCGUAUGUGGCAAUCCCCGAGGAGUCCACCACAAAAAACACCUCGACAACCGACAACAACUUCAGCUACAGUUACAGCUUCUCGCGGGGCUACUGAGGAGGAGGAGGAUGAGGAGGUGGUGGUGGUAGUGUGUGGGUGUCCAUGGAAGAAGAGGGAGGAAGAGGUGAAGAAGGAGGAGGAGGAGGAGAAGGCAUUAGUGUGUGAAGUAUGAGGAGGAAGAGGAGGAGAAGGAGGAGGAAGUACUAGUGUGUGUGUGUGAAAGGAUGUGUAAGGAGGAGGAGGAGGAGGAGGAGGAUAUACUUGUGCAUGGAAAGGAGUGAAAGGGAAUAAAGGAAAGGAAAAGAAGAAGAAAGUGUAAGAUAAUGUAAUAAAAAAAAGAAAGGGGUGGGUAAGGGGUAAGGGUGCGUUCUCUUAAGUUUCCUCUUCUCUCUCCUCUUCCUCUUCCUCCUCUUUUUUUUAUUGGCUUAUUUUUUCCUCCUCUUCCUCUGUCUCUCAUCUUCUUCUUUCUCCUCUUCCUCUUCUUCCUCUUUUUUAUUGCCUUUUAUUGUUUCUUCCUCUUCCUUCCCUCUCUUCCUUCUCCUCCUCCUCCUCUGUCUCUUAUCUUCUUUCACUCCUUCCUCCCUCUUUCUCCUCCUAUUCUUCUUCCUCCUUAUCCCCCUCUUCCUCUUUCUUAUUCCCUCCUUCCAUUUCUUUCUUCCUCCUCCUCCUCUCCCUUUCUUUUAUAUAGUAUUGCCUCCUCCUUCUUUCACUUCUUCCUCCUCCCUCUUCCUCUUCCUCCCUCUCUUCCUCUUUCUUAUUACCUCCUCUUCCUCCUCCUCUUAUCAUUCUUCUUCAUCUUCCUCCUUCCUCCUCUUUAUCUUUUUUCACUUCUUCCUCUUCCUCUUCUUACCUCCCUUCCUCCUCCUGCUCUUCCUCUCUCUAUCUCAUUCUCUCCCAUCUUCAUCUUUGUACAUUAUUUUUCCUAUCUUUUUUUUUUAUUUGUAAGAUUAUUAUUUUUUUCUCGCUCUCUUUUCUCUCUCUCUUUUUGCUGUUUUUUGUGCCAUAACUUCCUUUUGACAGCAAGUGAACUAUCUCACUCUCUCUCUCUAUUUCAGUCUUUAUUUCUCUCUCUCUCUUUCUCGCUCUAUUUCUCUCUCCGUUCGAUGUUUAUAAAUUGUAGAUAAGAAGAAAUCGCAGUAAAAUAGAUUAAAAUAAUGUGUACAAUAACUCUCUCUCUCUCUCUCUCUCUCUCUCUCUCUCUCUCUCUCUCUCUCUCUCUCUCUCUCUCUCUCUCCACCGACAACACAGACAGACAGACAGACAGACGAUAGUUUACGAAAGUCUAAAGAAAGAAAGGAAGGAAGGAAGAGAAGGGAAAGAAAGGGGAGGGGGGGGCUAGACCAGUACCCCACACACCAGUACUUAUACAUACUAGGGAGGGGCCUUGCUGUGGGGACUGAGGGGGGGGGGGCUGGAAAUGGUAAGAAAAAAUGGGCUCAGAAAGGGAGACUAAAAAAAUAUUCACGUCUGCUGCUGUUGCUGUUGUUGUUGUUGAUGUUUGUGUGUGCCAUGUGCUGUGUGUGUGUAUGUGUGUGUGUGUGUGUGUGUGUGUGUGUGUGUUUAGGGUGAAGUGAGCUAGAAUGUGUUAGAUGAAUUAGUGAAAAGGCCAGUUCUUGUUUGGUGUGUAUGUGUAUGUGUGUGUGUGUGUGUUUAUAGCUUAGUCAAGAGGAAAAAAAACAAGAGGUCAGUAACUUAAAUAAAACGGAAAAAAAACAUGUUCAUAGCUUAGUUAAAAAAUGACGCAAAAAGAAGGAACGUUCAGCUUAGGAAAGAGGAAGGAGAGGAAAAAGAAGUGGUUUAAGAGGAAAGAGAGGAGUAAGAAUGUAAGAAAAUGGAGUGACAAUCUGUAAUAUAAUAAUGACUGAUAUAAGAAUGGAAAGAGAUAGAGAUUGACUUGUACUCCUGAAAACUUGUAUAGGAAUGUUGGAAUGGAAAGAGACAGAGAUUGACUUGUACUCCUGAAAACUUGUAUAGGAAUGUUGGAAUGGAAAGAGACAGAGAUUGACUUGUACUCCUGAAAACUUGUAAAGGAAUGUUGGAAUGGAAAGAGACAGAGAUUGACUUGUACUCCUAAAAACUUGUAUAGGAAUGUUGGAAUGGAAAGAGACAGAGAUUGACUUGUACUCCUGAAAACUUGUAUAGGAAUGUUGGAAUGGAAAGAGACAGAGAUUGACUUGUACUCCUGAAAACUUGUAUAGGAAUGUUGGAAUGGAAAGAGACAGAGAUUGACUUGUACUCCUAAAAACUUGUAUAGGAAUGUUGGAAUGGAAAGAAACAGAGAUUGACUUGUACUCCUAAAAUCUUGUAUAGGAAUGUUGGAAUGGAGAUAAAACUUGGUAGGAAUAGAUGGAUGAACACUACAACACAUUAAACCCCAAGGAAUGCCUGCGUUCGUGUGCUGAAUAGAUGUGCAAGGGAGAGCAGAACACACCCAUCCACACUAACUAGGCGAUUAGGCCCUGCCCACUAUUCCCCGGCAGCCAAUAGUAUGAAUUACCCCUUCCUAGCAUCCACCAAUCACAUGCAAGCUGAGAGAGUGGGUGUGGCUUCUUUGUGUGCUAGCCAAUCAUAUGCUGUCUAGGGGAAAAGGGAGGGGCUUAGGAGGAAAAUGGGAGGGGCUUAGAGGGAAGGGGGUGGAGCAUAGAGAAGAAAAGGAGAGAAACUUGAAGAGAAGGGGUGGAGCUUAGAGGAAGGGGUGGAGUUUAUAGGGAAAGGGGUGGAGCUUAUAUGAAAGAGGGCGGAGCUAGAUAUAAAAGGGGGAGGGGCUUAUGGAUAUAAAGGGGGUGGAGCUUAUUUGCCUAGUUAGUGUGAAUGGAGUCUUAUACAUAGAUGUUGUGAAAGUCUUGUAAGGGUGUAUAUAGCAGGUUGUUAGUGCAUAGGCAGUUGUGUAAGGGUCAUUAAGAGAGAUGUCGUUAGGUAGCCAGGUAGUCUCGUUAAGGGGGCUGAGUGGACAGGUGAUUGUUGUUGUGGGUGUUAAGGAAGAGAUUGUGUAAAGGGUUUAGACAGACUGAUGUAGGAGUGGUGAUUGUUAUGAUAGUGUUUGUGAAAGUGAUUUUGUAUUGUAAGGUGAGAGUAGAAGAGCAACACACACACACACACACACACACAUUCAGUCAGCCAAGAGUCAUUUCACACACACACACACACACACACACACACACCAGUCAAUCAAACACCACUCAGGACAUAUAAAAAUUGUAACUAAAACAAGACAGAAGAAUACAGUUGAAGUUCGUGCUUGUCAUAAUGGAAAUAGGAAGAGAAUAAUAAUAAUAAUAAUAGUAAUAAUAAUAAUAAUAAUGCACCUAGGUGUAAGAGAGAGGAAGAAGAAGAAGAAGAGGAAGAAAUGUGACUGUCUGACUGAAGUAUAAAGAAUGAAAAGAUAGUAGACUGAAGAUAUAAGGAAGGAAAAGAUAGACUGGUGUAAGAGAGAGGAAGAAGAAGAAGAGGAAGAAAUGUGACUGACUAAAGUGUAUAAGGAAAGAAAAGAUAUUAGACUUAGGUGUUAAAAUUGAUAAAAUGUUUGUUGGGAAUGAGAUAGAAGGAAGAUGUGAAAAAGAGAUGAAAAUUGAACCUGUGAGUCUUAGAAGUUGUGAUAGAAAAUAAUGCAGAUAAAAUAAAAGCCCAAUAUUAACUUUGAAGCUACUGAAGAGAAUGAAAAAGAAGUUGAAGUUGAGGAAAAAGGUGAAAGACAUGAAAAAAAUUAAAUAGUCUUAGAAGUUGUGAUAGAAAAUAAUGCAGAUAUAAAAAACAGUCCAAUAUUAAAUUUGAAGCUACUAAAGAGAAAGAAAAAAGUUGAAGUUGGGCAAAAGGAUGAAUGACAGAAGAAAAAAGUGAAAUAGUCUUAGAAGUUGUGAUAGAAAAUAAUGCAGAUAAAAAAAGUCCAAUAUUAACUUUGAAGCUACUGAAGAGAAAGAAAAAGACAUUGAAGUUGAGCAAAAGGAUGAAAGACAGAUGAAAAAAGUUAAAUACAUAGUGAAGAAUGUUUGACGAAAGACGACUUUGUGAAUACUGAACAGAAAAAAUGUGAACUGAUGGAUGACAUAGUGGAGAAAUUUAUAUUGUGGAAACUUAAUAGGAAUGACUUGUAAAGAAUCAUUAACACUUUGCUGGGAAUGACUGGAGUGUAAGAAUGGAGACUGCUUGCUAUGAACAGAAAGAUCGAGAUUGAUUUAUAAUGUGAAAACCUUACGUAGGAAUGAGUGUACGAUAAAGACUGCUAGGAAUGACUGGAAUGUAAGAACGGAGACUGCUUGCUCGGAACAGAAAGAUCGAGAUAGAUUUGAAACGCAAAAACCUCAACUAGGAAUGACAGUGUAAAAUAUAGACUUGCUAGGAAUGACAGUAAUAUAGGAAUGGAAAGACAAUAAUAUGUGUACUGUGAAAAACUUGCAGUGUAGGAAUGACCGUGUAAUAUAGAAGCUUACUAGUAAUGAGUUUAAUAUAUAGCAAUGGAAAGGUAUAGAUGGAUUGUGUAAGAAUGAGAGUAAUACAAAAACAGAGAGAUACAGAUGGCUUAGUACUGUGGAAAACUUGUAUAGGAAUGAUCUUGUAAUGUGAAAACCAUGUGGAAAUGACUAAUAUAGGAAUGAAGGACAGAGAUUGACUUAUACUCCGAAAAAUUUGUAAGGGAAUGUUGAAAUGGAGAUAGAAAAACUUGAUAGGAAUACAUAGAUAAACAAUAUAUAUGAAUUUGUACUGUGAAAAACUUGCGGUGUAGGAAUGACCGUGUAAUAUAGAAGCUUACUAGUAAUGAGUUUAAUAUAUAGGAAUGAAAAGAAAUAUAGAUGGAUUGUGUAAGAAUGAGAUUAAUACAGAAACAGAGAGAGAUACAGAUGGUUUAGUACUGUGGAAAACUGAUAUAGAAAUGAUCUUGUAAUGUGAAAACCAUGUGGAAAUGACUAAUAUAGGAGUGGAGGACAGAGAUUGACCUAUACUCCGAAAAAUUUGUACAGGAAUGUUGAAAUGGAGAUAGAAAAACUUGUUAGGAAUAGAUAGAUAAACAAUAUAAAUGAAUUUGUACUGUGAAAAACUUGUGUGUAGGGAUGACUGUCUAAUAUAAAUGCUUACUAGGAAAGAGUUUAAAAUAGGAAUAGGAAAAAUAUAAAUGGAUUGUGUAAGAAUGAGAGUAAUACAGAAACAGAGAGAUACAGAUGGUUUAGUACUGUGGAAAACUUGUAUAGGAAUGAUCUUGUAACCUAAAAACUAUGAAGAAAUGACUAAUAUAAGAAUGAAGAAAGACAGAAAUGAAUUUGUACUCUGAAAACUUGUAUAGAAAUGCUGAAAUGGAGAUAGAAAAACUUGUUAGGAAUACAUAGAUAAACGAUAUAGAUGAAUUUGUACUGUGAAAACUUGUGUAGUAUAUAAAAAAACUUGCUAGAAAUGAGUUUAUAUAUAGGAAUGGAAAGGUUAGAUGGAUUGUGUAAGAAUGAGAAUAAUAUGAAAACAGAGAAAGAUAUAGAUUGACAUGUAAUACAGAGGAGUGUGUAAGAAUGACCUUGUAAUAUGAAAAAAAGAAAUGCUAGGAAUAAUUUUAAUACAGAAAUGGAAAGGUAUAGAUUAACUGUAUGAGAAUGAGAGUUAUAUAGAACAGGAGAAAGACUUAGAUGAAUUUGUACUGUGAAAAAUAUGUAGAAAUGAUCUUGUAAUAUAAAAAAAUGUACUAGGAAAGAGUUUCAAAUAGGAAUAGGAAAGAAAUAUAAAUGGAUUUGCACUCUGAAAAGCUUGUAUGGGAAGGUUGAGGAAUAGAUAAGACAAACGUACAGUAAUAGAUGAAUUUGUACUGUGAAAAAUAUGUAGGAAUGAUCCUGUAAUAUAAAAAAAUGUACUAGGAAAGAGUUUAAAAUAGGGAAGAAAUAUAAAUGGAUUUGUACUCUGAAAAGCUUGUUUAGGAAGGUUGUAAUGGAGAUAGAAAAGCUUGUUUGGAAUUGAUAGAUAAACGUUAUAGAUGAAUUUGUACUGUGAAUGACUGUGUACUAUGAAAUAAAAAAACUUGGUAGGAAUGAGUUUAAAAAAGAAAUGGAAAGGUAUAAAUGGAUUGUAUAAGAAUAGAGAAAGAUAUAGAAGGUUAAGUUAUGUGCAAAAUUUGUGUAGGGAUGACCAUGUACUUUAAAAAAAUUGCUAGGAAUGAGUUUAAAAUAGGAAUGGAAAGAAAUAUAGAUAGAUGGAUUUGUACUCUGAAAAGCUUGUAUAGGAAGGCUGAAAUGGAGAUAGAAAAGCUUGUUAGGAAUUGAUAGAGAUAAACGUUAUAGAUGAAUUUGUACUGUGAAUGACUGUGUACUAUGAAAUAAAAAAACUUGGUAGGAAUGAGUUUAAAAUAGGAAUGAAAAGAAAUAUAGAUAGAUGGAUUUGUACUCUGAAAAGCUUGUAUAGGAAGGCUGAAAUGGAGAUAGAAAAGCUUGUUAGGAAUUGAUAGAGAUAAACGUUAUAGAUGAAUUUGUACUGUGAAUGACCGUGUACUAUGAAAACUUGCUAUGAAUGACUGUAAUGUAAUGUAAUGUAAGGCUCCUGCCGGCUCAGAGAGGAGGGAGGUUCCACUGUACUGAUAGGGGCUACAACAACUCUUUUAGGCAUAUUACUGUACAUACUUAAGUGUAAGGCUUCAAAAAAACAGGACUAGUAGUUAGGAAGGAAUAAAAAUAAAAUGAAUAAAAAAUGGAUACACGA
Eriocheir sinensis (Chinese mitten crab) is the source of this 9957-nucleotide messenger RNA. Its product is annotated as tolloid-like protein 2. Gene Ontology annotation, molecular function: metalloendopeptidase activity; zinc ion binding; calcium ion binding. The transcript has 17 exons. The record is from RefSeq and is a predicted model, not a curated record. Lineage: Eukaryota; Metazoa; Arthropoda; Malacostraca; Decapoda; Varunidae. The coding region runs from base 133 to 3348 and encodes 1071 amino acids. Gene Ontology annotation, biological process: proteolysis.